AUGUCUGAGUCUGUUGCUGCUGCUGCCUCUGAUCCCAAGCCUAUUGCUACUACUGACGAUGGUUACUUAUCCCAGGAAGAUGAAGUUUUUGAUGGUAACGAUAUUGAAAAUAAUGAAGGUAAAGUUUAUGAAGAAUCACUAGACCUGGAUCUUGGCCAAAGUAGUAGACAAAUUUGGUUGGUUCGUUUGCCUAUGUUUCUUGCAGAAAAAUGGAGAGACAGAAAUAGUUUGCAUGGUCAAGAAUUAGGUAAGAUUAGAAUUAAUAAGAAUGGUAGUCAAAUUAAAUUGAUGUUAAAUGAAAAUGAUAAUGAUGCUAUACCGCAUGAAUAUGACUUGGAAUUGACCAAGAAAGUUGUAGAGAAUGAAUUCAUCUUUACAGAACAAAAUUUGAAGAAAUAUCAACAACGUGAAAGGGAAUUAGCUGCUGAUCCUGAAAAGCAAAGACAAGCAUAUUUAAAGAAGCAAGAACGUGAAGAAGAGUUAAAAAAGAAACAACAACAACAAAAACGUAAAAACAAUAGAAGAAGAUUUAAUCAUAGAGUCAUGACCGAUAGAGAUGGUAGAGAUAGAUAUAUUCCAUACGUGAAGACAAUCCCAAAGAAGACAGCAAUUACAGGUACUGUUUGUCACGAAUGUCAGGUCAUGCCAUCUAUGAAUGAUCCAAACUACCAUAAGAUUGUUGAAGCUAGAAGAAAUAUUGUUAAAUCUAAUAACAAGGAGAAGAUUACUACAUUGGAUGAGACAGUCGGUGUUACCAUGAGCCAUACCGGUAUGUCAAUGAAAUCUGACACAUCUAAUUUCUUGAAAGUUGGUCGUGAAAAGGCUAAGAGUAAUGUGAAAUCAAUCAGAAUGCCAAAGAAAGAAAUUUUGGACUAUUUGUUCAAAUUGUUUGAUGAAUAUGAUUAUUGGUCCUUAAAAGGUUUGAAAGAACGUACAAGACAACCAGAGGCUCAUUUGAAAGAAUGUUUAGAUAAGGUUGCUUCUUUAGUUAAGAAAGGUCCAUAUGCAUUUAAAUAUACCUUGAGACCAGAAUAUAAGAAACUAAAGGAAGAAGAAAGAAAGGCAACAUUAGGUGAAUUAGCAGAUGACCAAACCGGUGAUUCUCAACAAAAUUCCGAUGGCACCAAUAAUGGCGAAAAUGAAAAUGAGAAUGAGGAGAUCGAUGAUGAAAUUGAAAUGGAAGAUGUUGUUUAA
Molecule: messenger RNA, 1194 nt
Organism: Maudiozyma barnettii
Lineage: Eukaryota; Fungi; Ascomycota; Saccharomycetes; Saccharomycetales; Saccharomycetaceae
Gene: TFG2
Product: transcription factor IIF subunit TFG2
Exons: 1
Coding region: 1-1194 (397 amino acids)
Biological process (GO): transcription initiation at RNA polymerase II promoter; transcription by RNA polymerase II
Cellular component (GO): transcription factor TFIIF complex
Source: RefSeq, a predicted model, not a curated record